UAGAGUUAGAAACCAAAAUGGAGGAUCAGGAGCCCCCCAGACCUGAAUCACGGGAGAGUUCGGAGGCAGGGCCGAGAGACCUUCGCGUCAUCCAAAUUGGGUCUACCGGGGAGCUGCUGGAAGGGGCGGGCCCACCACAGUUUAAACGGGAGCCGGAAGACCAGUGCUGGGAAAAUCAGUUGCAGGAUUUCCUGAAGACGAUGCAGCCCUCACGAUCGGGAUGGAGGAACUCCCCACGUUCUCCUCGCUACACGCCAGAAGAAGACACAAAGUAUUUCCAAGCCACAUUCAAGAGAUCCAUGGACGGCGGCCCAUGGCCCAGAGCGGAGUGCACGCGCCAAGCCCUUCCGGGCCUCAACAAAGAAGAUAGUGAAGCCUACGAAAGCAGCCAGGAGCCAUCUGUGAAAGUGAAGGAAGAGGUUCUGGAUGAGGACCCAGGCAGCUCGGAGCUCCGGCGCCAGCGCUUCCGACUCUUCUGUUACGAGGAAGCUGAGGGGCCCCGAGAGGUUUGUAACAAGCUCUGGGAACUUUGCCACCAGUGGCUGAGGCCAGAGACGUACUCCAAGGAGCAGAUCCUGGAGUUUCUGAUUCUGGAACAGUUCCUUAGUGUCCUGCCCCAGGAAAUGCAGAGCUGGGUCAGGGGCCAUGAUCCUGAGACCUGCACUCGGGCUGUCGCCCUGGCGGAGAGUUUCUUGCAAGAAUCCGAGGAAACGGAACAAAAGGUGACAGGAGGCUUGGAGAAAGCAUUUAGUUCCCCCAAGUCAGAUCCUUCCUCACCAGAUGUCCUGAAAAUGCAGCUGCCCAUGGAUGAGAAACAGGAAGCUGACUGGGAAGCUACUCUGUCUGGCAAUGAGCAAACACCAGAUGACGAAGAGGAGACUUAUGAGGGGGACCAGCCUGAGCAAGUGGUUAUUGGGGGAGAUGCACUGGAAAGGCCCAAAGGGAAAUGUGUCCAGGGUCCUGAGGCAGAAGAGGGAGUGGAAAGUCAGCAGGGACCAGAAAAUCGUCAGGAAAACUCUCCCGGGAAAGCACCAAAACUUUGUGAGGAGCCUGAUAGGAGCUUAGGAGAAAACGCCUUCCAGGAGGGAAUCCGCAAGCUUGUCAAUUCAGGGGAAAGCCCCUGUCAGCGCUUUGGCUCCCGAGAAACUCACGUAAGUGACAAACCCCACAAAUGCUCCUUUUGCGAAGCAAGUUUCUAUGAGAGAACACACUUGGUCAUUCACGAGCGAAUCCACACUGGAGAGAAACCAUAUAAAUGCUCUGUGUGCGAGACGUGGUUCUCUCACCCCUCGGAGCUGUUGAGGCAUGAGGAGACCCACAUGCCCGAGAAGCCUCACAAAUGCGCUGUCUGUGGCAAAAGCUUCAACCAGAAAGCCUCCCUGAUCACCCAUGAGCGAACCCACACAGGGGAGAAACCAUAUGAGUGCUCCGAGUGUGGGAAGAGCUUCAGCACAAGCUCCCAGCUCAUAACACACAAGCGAGUCCACACGGGUGAGAAGCCAUACAGUUGCUCCUACUGCGGCAAAAACUUCAACCAGAAAGCAUCCCUGAUCACCCACAAGAGGACCCACACGGGGGAGAAGCCGUACGAGUGUACGCUCUGUGGGAAAAGCUUCAGCGCUUGCUCUCAGAUCAUAAAUCACAUCAGAGUCCACACAGGAGAGAAGCCGUACGAGUGCUUAGAGUGCGGGAAGCGUUUCGGGAGCAGUUCCCACCUGACCGACCACAAAAGAACACACACAGGGGAGAAGCCGUACAAGUGUCCCGACUGUGGGAAGAACUUCAGCCGAAGUUCCAACCUGACAGCACAUAGCAGGAUCCACACGGGAGAGAAGCCAUAUAUAUGCUCAGGUUGUGGCAAAAGCUUCAGGCAGAAGGCCUCCCUCAUCACCCACAAGAGAACCCACACGGGAGAGAAGCCCUUUGAGUGCUCCGAGUGUGGGAAAAGCUUCAUUUCGAGCUCUCGCCUCGUAAGCCAUAAGAGGGUGCACACAGGAGAGAAACCAUACGAGUGCUUAGAGUGUGGGAAGUGUUUCAUUUCCAGCUCCCACCUUCUAAGCCAUAAGAGAGUGCACACAGGAGAGGAGCCACUUAAAUGCUCGUAAAUGCGGGAGACCCUUCUGUUAUCGCGCUGCCCUUCAGAUAACAGGCCGGUUCACACAUACCCCCGGCCAGGAAUCCUGUAUACCAGGGAUAACCAACUUCUAGAUUCUUGGGGGCUGCUCUCUUCUCUAGACAGCAUCCUGGGGAUAACGAGAACGGUCAGCUCCAUCAUAAAGUCGGCACCUUUUUAGCAGUAAGGGCUUCCCAGUUAAAGGCGCACGGGCAUAGUCUAACCUACAGAUACGUGCAUCUACAUAUUAUACGCCAGACCCUAAAGAGAGAUGUAGCAUUAAAAAUGUGGAUUUGAUCUCUCUUACAAUUUAAAAACAGCUUUGAUAGGGCCAGGUAGAUGUCUUCUAGGGGCUAGACUCAUCCU
Messenger RNA from Heteronotia binoei (common prickly gecko), 2479 nucleotides. RefSeq names its product zinc finger protein ZFP2-like. Gene Ontology annotation, molecular function: DNA-binding transcription factor activity; RNA polymerase II cis-regulatory region sequence-specific DNA binding. The record is from RefSeq and is a predicted model, not a curated record. NCBI's taxonomy places the organism in Eukaryota, Metazoa, Chordata, Lepidosauria, Squamata, Gekkonidae. The transcript is spliced from 3 exons. Bases 18 to 2105 code for a protein of 695 amino acids. Gene Ontology annotation, biological process: regulation of transcription by RNA polymerase II.